ACAAAAUACAAUUUUUAAUAUUUUUAGUCUUGUCGACUUAUUUUUUUCAGUGUAAAAGCAUCGUUGAAAUAUUUAGUUUUAGUUCCAAAGAUUUUAAAUUUUAAUGUCCUUAUGUUGUAUUAAGUUCUAAUAUAAUGGGUUUCACGUACACGCUUUUAAGUGUUUUUUUUGAAGAAUUCAAGAUUCCUGCGGACCCGUUAACUUUUAUUUUCGAAAUAGUAUUAUUGGUUUUUUUGGGUAUUCCAAGAACUAUCGGGGCGAUCAUCUCGUACGUUUAUUUUCCAGAAGAACCAAAAAGUGUCGAAGGAAAUGUAAUUUUGGUACGUAUUUAACUAUUUUAAUUUUUCGAACGAAGGAAACCGUAAAAAUUACAAAUUUUUUAGAUUCUGAGAAAAUCGAGUCCAUAAACAAAUGUUCUAUCAAAAAUUGUCCACUAACUAAAAAUUCAGUAGCAUUUUAAAACUAGUAUAAAUUUUAAAUGUAUUGGUUUUACUAAGAUGUUUAUUUUUUUUUUUUUAUACUGUGUACAAAAAUUCGACCAGAAAUCUAGCUCAAAUAUUUCCACGUGGCACCAUUUCUAAAAGGGAAUGUUGUACAGACAGUACUUAUGGGAAGUCAUUUUUUGAUUUUCCAAGUGGUUUUCACAAUAUCUGGAAAAUACCAGGAUAAAAUGUAAGAAAAACGGGAAAUGUACGAAAAUAAUGUUUUUAUUAUUUUUCAAUUUUGUUAUUUGUUGUAAUUCAUAUAAAAAUAUUCAUAGACAAUUUUAAAUUAAAACAAAAUAAUUAUAUUUGUCAUUUCUAGACGUGGUAAAAUUUUCAAAAAAUUUAAGUUAUUUUUGAGCUAUUUAAAGACAUUUUAAUUUUGCGAAUUUUGUAAGUAAUUUUUAUUUGGUAGGUAAUGCGUGUUAAAAUUGUUAGAUUCCACAGAAAUUCUUAAAAAUUUAACAGACGAUUCAUUAAGUCUUACUUUGAGGUCGAAAAAAAUAAAGUUUAAUGUUGUAUUUUUUUUUGUAAAAUAAUUUUAAUAUCAAACUUUGACGAAAAUUGUUGAUAUAGUUAAUAUGUUGAUAGUUAAUAUAAAUUGUUUUUCGAUUUCCAAGAGUUUUUCCAGUGAAUGCGUAAAACGCAGAAAAAACGGGAAAACCGAUACAAUAUUAAACAAAUAUUAUUAAAGUAAAUAUACAAUAGUAAAAUAAUUAAAUAGGCAUUUAUUUUUUUUACCAUAUUAUGACAUACAUAUAUAAUAAAUUGACAAAGCAUCACUAUCAACUGAACUGCGCUCAGAUUUUUUCGUUAGUAAUGGUUUAUCAUUGCUUACAGAUAUACAUUAAAUUACUUACAACAGUGACUGAACCCGACCCCAUUAUCCUAGGACGUCUUUUUUUUUUAUCUAGUCUAUGUAUGAAGUAAUUCAUUAUUUUAUUUCCCUUAAAGUUUUCUUAAUAAAUAAAAAAAAUAAUUUUUUGUAAAUUUUUCGAUCACCUUGGCAACAAGGGCAAAAAUACAGCUAAAAAUACUCUGCUCAGAGUAGUUUUUCUUUAGCGAUCAUUUAUCCUUGAUUACAGAUAUAAACUGAUUUUUUCUACGCAUAUUUCUGUCAAACAUUCCUCCUUAACCGAAUGAAAAUCUAAAUCGAACCUUUUUUUUAUCGAUAUAUAGGUUGAAUUUUAUUAGAUUCAAAAUCUAAUACGAAUUUCAUAUUAUAAUAUUAUUACAAAUAUUGGCAGUAACAAAUUACCGUAUUAUAAUAUUUAUGUGGAUAAAGGACGAUGAAUAAUAAUGAUUGAAAGCGGUUCCGUUCAAAUUCUAGAUUACCGGGACUGGCCGAGGAAACGGACGUGAACUCGCGUUGCAGUUUCACAGGUUAGGCGCGAAAAUCGCGUGCGUGGAUAAGGACGAGGUGGGCAAUAAUGAAACGGUCGAGCGGAUCACGGAGGAAGGCGGGCGCGCGGUCGGAUUUACGGUGGACAUAACCGAUAAGGAACAAGUGACAAAGAUGCACGCGGCUGUGAGAGCCCAAAUGGGACCCGUGGACAUUCUCAUAAACAACGCCGCAGUGAUCGAGACAACGCUGUUCGUAAAUCCGGAAGCAGACCAAAUUAUAAAGGACAUAGUCGAUACGAAUUUACUAGGCCAAAUUUGGGUAAGACUAUGCGUAUAUUCUGUUAUCACGUUCUCGUGUUAUCGUAUUCAUAACUGACAUAGAAAAUAACGUAAUCGUGUAGUAAAACAUACUAUGCACGUCCGUUCGAUCAAAGCACGGAUGUGUUCGCUGGAUCAACCGGAGACAAGAGCGUUAUAUGCCUCUUGGCCAUUUUUUUUUUUUUUUAUUACUUGAUUAUUUAAAUGUUAUUAGCGUAGUAUUUUGCUGUGUUAUUUGUAAUACGAGAUGUAAUGUUUGAGGUAAUAGGUAUUGGGUAUUAUGCACAUUACAAUAUUGAACCAAUGUCUAACCGAAAAUAUUAUAUUUAAUGGCUUUCUACAUACUUACGUCUAGUUGUAUUUAGAUCCCCCUUACAACCCCCACGUACGAAAAUGAUAACCACGCCACUGGCUCAAAGUAUAUUUCUCACUCGUUGGUCUUUGUACACAAUAGGUAAUCAGAGAGAUACUGCCGUCGAUGCUGGAGCGGAACAGCGGCCACAUAGUAACGAUUUCUUCGUUAAUGGCGUUUAAAGGAUUGACAUUUCAUUUUACGUACGCUGCAACCAAGUACGCGUUGAACGGUAAACGAAUUAUUUUCAAAUAGUGCAAUAGUAUGACCUUACUUAGAAAAAAAAUAGUUAACGUAAUAGAAUUUUUACGGCGACUCAUUAUUACAGAUAUGUAUAGGCAUGUGUAGUUAUUAUUUUUAACAAUCAAAUAAUUAUUUAGGUACAUCAAUAUACGAGUUAGUUACUAUAGCUGAUCCCGCACGGCGUUUUCCAUGAUAAACUAAAUUCCCACAGUUUUCGAUCAUGUCUAAAACAACUAAAAAUCGAUAAAAAAAUACAAUUAAAUUUAACAGCUCUCUUAGUUUUCAUCUCGAACUCUAUAAAAAUUGCCCGUUUAUUAGUUUUAAUAUUUUAUCUGACGAAACAAUCUUACACGUGUAUAUAGUAAUAAUAACAAUUUUUCUUCUCCCAUGUAACCAAUAGAAACCAGACAUUUUUAUAUUUUGAGGCAAAAAUUGUCCGCACUAGUUCUCUCCCCCGCCCCUUACGUUCGAAUUUUUGAAAAUGCCUUCAUGUUGCAUAAUUAUAUUGUACAUAAGGAACGGUUCAAGUAUCAAGAUACCGUGAGAUGAGCAGUAGGUAUUUGGCUUUUUUUUGUUACUUAGAUUUUUUUCUUUGUCUCGUUUAUUAUUGUGAUUCUUUUUAUCGCCAUUUGAAAAACGGUACAGAACAAAACAGAGCAGGAUAUAAAAAAGCAACACAAUGUAGUCCAUGCCCGAGGUUUUGCAGAAUAUGCGAGAAAAUUUUAUGUCUCGGUAUUCGAGAUUCCGGAGCCGCGUACGAAUUGAAGCAUUUUGUUGUUGAGAUGAACCGUGAUGAACCGAGGAUUUAAUAAGAAAUACUUGAGAGGAAUUAAAUGGGUUACAGCAAAUUAUUACUGUAGUGGGAGACUAGGCGAUGCUAAAGCAAUUAAAAUGUUAUCACACGAUUUCGAGAACACAAAGAAACGGCUGCAGAACGUUAAAUUAUAUAUGGCGUAAUAUUUUUCGGCCGUGAACGAUUAGGAAAAGCAAGACAUUUAUUAUAAUUUUUAAAACAACCCGGUCGGUGGAUAACAGGUAUUCGGAAUAGCCAUUCGAAUAUUAAUAACUCUUGAUAAAAUAAUUAAUGCAAUUAAAAAAGAGAAGCAGCAAAGCACCUUCACUAGAGUCGAAAUUUCCUUCCCGUUACAAUAUUUCCUUUUUUUUUUAUUUUUUCGUCAUUGAUUUAAAAUAGGUUAUAAUUUCCAAAUAUGAUCAUGAUCGUAAUUAAUAUUACAAUAUUCUUUUUCGUUUUCCUCGCCUUUCGCCCUAGCUAUUUGACACUUCCAUUGAACCCGAUCUCCCAUAACAUUUUCGUAUGCACCAGCAGUCCUCCUCAUAUUAUUCCCAAUCACAUCCAACCAUUUCUUUUCGAUCUACUUUUUUCUUUCUUCUUCCCGCGUCUAUUUAAUUAUCAUAUUUACUGCUUCCUAUUGUUCUCUCCUCGAGACAUUCCCGAACCACAUUUCAGUCUAAUUGUUCUCAUUUUGUGCACCGCGGUAGCAAUGUGCCUUACGCUAUUUCUCAUAUACCCGUUCCUUAUCUAAUAAUAACGACCAAAGACAAUAACGCAAUAAUAUUGUUUCGAAUAACAUCGAACAUUUUGGAACCGUAAGCAUAACUCGCUGAUACAAUAAUCUGAUAUUAAUUGUACAGGCAUGAUGGAAAGCUUGACGAGAGAACUGAAAUUAAUGAAAUCGGACGUAAUUACGACAACGGCUUCUCCCUAUUUCAUCGCUAACUGUACGGACAGAUCGAGAAGACGUAUAUUGAGGUUAAAUUGAAUAUAUUUUAUCGAUAGGUAUGUUAUGUCGAUUGGUGUUUAAUAUUGAUUUAAUUAUUUCUUUUUUAGAAUACCGGAAUUACCGACGGAGGAAACUUGUGAAGUAAUUGUCGAAGGAAUAUUGCGGAACGAACGGGUCUUUACGGUUCCCAAUUAUCAUUAUUUCGCGUUGCCGUUCGUAAAGUAAGGAAAAACGGCUUUUUAGAAAUAUAUAUUUUAGAUUCGGAGCAUGGCGUGGGAUAUAUUGGUUUUACUAUAGCAUGUGUUUUUCAAAAGAAACGUAAAUAGUGUAAUAACUAUUCUGAAAAGCAAUUUUAUCUAGUUGGUACAUUACAGAGGUCUUUUUUUUGAUUUUCCGAGGAGUUUUCAAAAUAAUCGGAAAAUCCGGAAACGAAAUUUUAUGUAAAACGACAAAUUUACGGUACAUCACGGUGUUACCGAUUUCAUUGUUUUUAAUUUUUGAAAACUAUAUUUUUGACUAUGAAUAUUGCUCCAUUGGAAAAAUGGCACCUUUUUUGUUGAAUUUUGAAUUUAAUUGGUGAGUUCGAAUUUCAAUUUUUGAUUUUCCACGUAGUUUUUUUUUAAUAAUUGAGCAAACCAGAAAAAAAACCGUAGAAAGAAAAGGAAAAUUUACGAAAAUAUCGGUUUUAUUAUUUUCAAUUUUAUUUUUUUUUGUAAUUUAGUUAAAAAUACUCGUACCUAACGACUAGACAUUUUGACGGAAAACUUAUAUUUGCCCUUUUUAGACGUGGUAUUUCAUAAUAAGUCGUACUUGGUUGUUCAAAAAAAAAAAAUUGAGCGUAAUGUAGUAUUUUUUUUUUUUUUUAUAAUAGUUCAAUACCAAAUUUUAAUAAAAAACGUAAAUAUUACGGCCUCUCAAAACAUAAAUAUAUCCGAACUUUGCUCUAGAUCGUUUUUCAUUAGCAAUGUUUGAUUGUUAACUAUCUGAAAUUUGAUUGUGAAAUGUUGACUACCGUUUUUCGAUUUUUUUAAAAUUGCCUUUUGAAUAUUAAGAUUUUUACCCGAAGAUCUACAAAACAUGGUUGACGACAUUUUUUAUUCGGCAUUCGUACCGACCGCGAAAGAAGACGAACUACUACGAAAAUAUACGAAAAUCGCUGAGAUGAAUAAACCACAGGUAAAUACUCAAAACUAUCCUAACGAUUUUUGCAACCUAAUACAAACUAUGGGUAUAGGACCCUGGGCACUAGGUAGGUAUGGUAAAAGUGUCGUAAAAAAUUACAAAUUGUCUAGUUGUUGUUCAAUAGACAACGAGAACAUACGAACAAAACUAUUUUUAGUUAUUGGGUAUCAUCAUAAAAAGAAAAUUUAUAAUUUAUGACAACAUUGUUAGUUUUUAUUUAUUAUUCUUUUAAAAUAGAUUGAUAAUUUGGUGAUUAGGUGGUCUUGAGGCCUCGAUUAAAAACGUAAAUUAGUAGGUACGUGAAAACGGAGUCCGUUUACACGUGAAUAAGAAAUGUAUACUUAUUAUAAGUGAGUUUAAGAACCAAGUGCACGUGUUUUAUUGUUAUUAUCUGCACGUGAAACCGUAGUUAAUGAAAAUACGUGAACAAUAACGUGGAAUACUUGAAUAUACGAAUACACGUAAAUAAUUACACGUGAACAUGGAUAAUUUUUUUUAUGUACACGGUUUUAUAGUUAAUUUCACGUGAAUACGUGAAAGCGUGUACACGUGAAAUGAGGAGCUUUAGUAAAUUUUGGAACCCCUGAUCUGCCACGACGCGACAUUUAUGAUAAUAACAAUAAUAUAUUUCCGUAUGCGCGUAAAACGUAUACUAUUUUUAACGUGCUCAAACAAUUUGUUCGCGUAUAAAAUUACCUAUUAGCUUUUCAUAAGUCAAAACCAUUUCCGUAUUAAAAAUGACGUCAUCAGCUUAUAUUGAUACGUCAAGCUAAAACUGCGUACCAUCAGACAUUAUAAUGGCGUUCAUAUUUUAAAACAUUAUACACAUCUGUUUUUUUUUUUUUUUUAUACGAUGUAUCCACGUUCGUUAUACUGCAGUUUCAACCCCAUCCCUGCGAAAAAUUCUACGAAUUAUUAUACGAUUUCAAACACCAUUCAACAUCAAUAAUAGUUAUUAAUGCAAAGAACUUUUGUAAUUCUGUGUCGUCAACGAAAUAAUAAUUUUUCAAUCCAUGUAGGUAUAUGCCACGACCCAAAUUAUAAUAUUUUUAAGUAACGUUGGACUCUCGAUAAUGUUCUCCGAUAAUUAUUGCUUCCAAAGGCUUUCCGCACUUGACUAUCGUCAAUAUUUUUUCUUAUAUAUAUAUAUUUUUUUUUUCGUAUAGAAUAUUGUCUGUUUGAUGAAUAAUGCGAUGAUGAGUUCUCGUUUAUCAUUGGAGUUGAAAUUCCGCGCAAAAAACAGAUUAUAUCAUAAACAAGGGGGAAACAAAAAAUAUAUUUGUGCUAUUCCGCGAGCUUUAAUAAUGUAUAUAAUUUUUUUUUAUUUUGUAUACGUUUUUUCAGACCUCGUUCUUUGCUCCGUGUUUGAAAAUGGGCAGCGUACUCGACGAAGACGAACAGUGAAAUAUUAUUAAUACGAAAACAAUAUUCUCUAUUAAAUGCAUGUAAUCUGCAGUUUGAUAAACACGAUUUUUUAUCACCGUAAUAUUGUUAUACGAAUCGUAUAGGUCAUUCGUAUUUAUGUAUUUUAUCGAUCUUCAAUAUAAUAAAUUAUGAUAACAUAUUAUUGUUACGUUUAAAUUUUAAGCAUAGGACAAAAUUUCGUAUUGUUUAAAAUUGUUCAUAGUUUAAAAAGCGUAUUGCGUAUUUAUAAAAGAAUACUGAAUUAAGCUAAUAUAUAUAUAUAUAUAUAUAUAUAUAUACUUUUAAGGAUGUCCUUGUCCUUAAAAAAGUGUCUUCGGUGAUAGUUUUUAGGUACGUGAGUUGGCACCACCGCAUAUUAUUAUGUAACAUACUUGGC
Molecule: messenger RNA, 7464 nt
Organism: Cinara cedri
Lineage: Eukaryota; Metazoa; Arthropoda; Insecta; Hemiptera; Aphididae
Source: the annotation of a GenBank genome assembly